This is a messenger RNA of Branchiostoma floridae (Florida lancelet), 6751 nucleotides long. Its product is annotated as inositol polyphosphate-4-phosphatase type I A-like. Lineage: Eukaryota; Metazoa; Chordata; Leptocardii; Amphioxiformes; Branchiostomatidae. The transcript is spliced from 25 exons. Gene Ontology annotation, cellular component: cytoplasm. Bases 378 to 3644 code for a protein of 1088 amino acids. The record is from RefSeq and is a predicted model, not a curated record. Gene Ontology annotation, molecular function: phosphatidylinositol-3,4-bisphosphate 4-phosphatase activity.
GCACCAGAAAAACAAGACACUUCCGGUUCGGGAAAUUUUAUUUUGCGGAAAGGACUCAUUUUAUCGCUUUCUUCCUGGAUAUUCCGUUUCUGACGCUUUUAUGCUUUUUAUUGGCAAACUAUUACACGUUUGAGACUAAUUAGACCCUCCCGCAUGGUUCGUGAGGAAAACAAGGCUUAUUUAUGCACGAAAUGACGCAUAUAUUACGGUAGGUCCCGUGGGACAGUUUGAGGUCGCCUGAUCGAUCCUUCUUCCUCCGAACGUCAGUUCGCGUCAUCGGGCGUCACAAGAUCUGCGGCGCCUCCACAAGACAACCCGCAGCGGAAAAUUGUGCUCCAGAUUUGGGUUUAGCCGUAAAGCCUCACCAUGGUGCCAGCAUGCGCUACAAUGCCAGGGAGUUAAUGCACAUAGCGUCAGAGAAACCGUCUUACUUAUUCGACAAAGAGGGGGUGCUGGUUUUCAGGGAAAGGGAGCACUUCUGGAAAAACAAAGCAGUUAAUGUAGAAAGAUGGUGUCGACUGAAGGGCAACUUGCUGUUUUACAUGAAAAGCAAAAACAAGUUUUCCAGUCCGCUCGGUGUGUUUGUCCUUGAGAGGUGCACCAUCAGCAGCAGUACCUUCCCAAAUCCUGAGCUGUCCCUGAAAAUACAGUUUGAGUUGGACCCCCAAGUGCAAUACCUGACCACCCUUUCCCAGGAGGAGCGUGACGCGUGGCUCGCAGCCCUGCAGAACUCAAGCAUCGAGGCCCUGCGGGGCCGCUUCGAGUCCCUCCGAGGGACCAUCAUGGCCAAGACGGGGCAGGACCCUGUCCCAGGGCCGGAACCCCCGGGCCUGCUCAAUGUGAAUGAGCCAGCAGAAAGGUUAGGAAUCCAUCUGCACCCAGAUGAACCUAUAUUGGAGCUGUCGUUAGCAUGCAGUGAGCUGAUCACACCACGUGACGACCGGCGACCGAACAGCUACGUCCAGGUCAGCUACGUCACGCCGCCGGGAGGGUUCUGGACCAAACACUCGCAAACGGAAAUCAUCGAAGCGACCAGCACACCGCUCUUCAUGACGACCGUUGUCUUCACCGCGGGAUCCCGCCUCACGGUCAACACACGGGUAAAGCUCUCAGUCUGGGACGUUAAGGAUCGAGCGACGUCCACCAUGUACGAGAUAGGUAGCGCAAUGUUUCCAGUGAAGGACAUUAUGCAUGCCGACGACCACCGUCUGCAUUUACCGCUGAAAUCCUCAGAAGGUAACACAGUUGGCUACAUCACUAUCCUAUCCUGGGAACUGUCAGAUAAAACACCCAUGCCGAUAUCCCGGUCUCCUUCUCCAUCCAACAAGAGAGUGCUCGCUGUUGAUGAGUCCUUAUUUGAGCCGGUGUCCUCCAAUGCCAAGUACUGUUCUCUCAGUAGAGAUGUAGUAUUGAAGGCCCUAUACGAGAGUACUACCACCAAGACCUACCGAUUUCCUACCACAGCUGGCUCAACGUUAAGUGUUCAGGAGUUUAUGGCUGAGACCAAGCUUUCUUUUCACAUUCCCAUCCAGCUUCUCAAAAUACUGAUUGAUGAAGAGAAACAGCAAGUAGUUGAACUUGAAGACUUGGGAAAGCUGACCCCUCACUGGGAGCAGGUACGGAAGAGCCUACUAGACCACCAUCUCCACCUGGUGCACGAGUACACCGAGGCUCUGCAUGGACUACAGACAUACAGGGGCCCUGCCUUCAAAGCCAGCUGUCUGAAGGAGGACAAGCGGUUUGAGUUUGUGCCACUAAAUCUUCACCUGCAGAGGAUGAGGGUUCAGCUAUUAGAAGAAGAAAUAGCGUCUGCCACACUGUCCCAUAAUACAGGGGAAAGCACGGACCUACAUAAUGUGUAUGACAUAGUGACAGUAGGGGCCAUGGCGGCCCACACACUGGGGUUCAAGCAAGGGGGACUGAAGAAACUCUUGUCUUCACACGAGGAUGUGUACAGCCCUAAAGGGUCAGGGACCAGCUGCAGUCCUGGCCAGAGCCACUCGGCCAAGGCUCGAGACCUGCUGUCCAGUAUCCAGGCCCUGAAGACACAGAUCAUGUACUACAGCGAGAGCCUGAUGAGAUCGGCUAAGGAUCUGGCACCAGGAGACAUGAGACGGGCGCUGGACAGUCUGACUGACAAGACCCGACAGCUGGUAACAGUGUGUGAGGACAGGCUACUAGACUACGCCAUCCACUCCCUGAAGGCUGCGCGCCCUGACUACAUCGCCACCACGCCUAACGACGAGGGAGACUCGGUCACGAUCACCACUGGGACUGAGGAUGACCCGACUGCCAAGUGGACUUGGGAGGGGGACAGUUUCAAACCAAAAUCAUCUCAGUCUUCUUGGGAGGAUACUCUGAUGAAUGUGGACAAGAGUUUGGACUGUAUCAUCAAGAAAGUGGACCAGAUGACUCAACAGGAGCCUCCUGCUAACCUCAUCAACAGGACGCCAAAAAAGGGCAGGAAAACAUCAGAAUGGAGUGAGGCCCUGUAUCCCCUACAGCAGACCCUGACCCAGUGUGUCAGCUUACUGACAGAGAAAGUACAGCAGAGUCUCACCUUUCUACUACUGCAGGAUACAAAUCUUGAUUGCUGGCUUGAGACCCCAGAGAAGAAAAGAGUCAGUGUUUCCCAAAUGGACCAGUCUAAACCUUCUCAAUCUGAAGAAGCCACUCCAGAAAUGGAGACCAGCUGUGUGUCCUCUCGGCUUCAGGAGCUGCAGAACCGACGAGACAUUGUUUUCUCCCAAGCACUGUCUGCAGUUGUGGCUGGUUUCAUCACAAAACUGAGAACAUCUCUGAAUGAUGAGAACUUCCUGCGCCAGCUGUACCUGGUGGGCCUGCUGGUGCACUAUGAAAGCCUGCUGUCACCUCAUGCUGAUGAGUUAGGAAUGCUGGAGGACAUGGUUGUUGGGAUCAACGACCUUCGCAAUGUCACGUUCAAGAUCGUCCCAGCCUCAUCAACUUCCACUCACGAUCUCCUACCGGUUCUCACAGGCACAAGAACGGGGAUCAACGUGCGUAUCCCGCUGCCCCCUGGCUUGUACGGCCUGCUGCCUGCGGAGAUCAGAAGUGGGAUGCUGCUGAGAAUACAGCCCGUCCUCUUCACUGUGGGCAUCAAUGAGAAAGCCACGCUGGCUGAGAAAUUUGGGAACACCUCUCUUCAGGAGAUAGUGAACAUUGAGAACUUCAGUCGGUUGAACUCAUACUAUGAGCAGUACAUGGAGAUGAUGCCAGCACCUGCUGAUGUUGACCAGCCCCACCAGACCAGACUGGCAGGUCUGCUGCAGUUUCUACAGAACAACGUGCACAUCCGCAAGAGCAAGAAUGUGGAGAUACUUCAACAGAGCGCUGAGAUCUGCAGACGUCUGAACGGGGUCCGAGUGACGGGCUGUAAGAGUGCGAAGGACAGGACAGCCAUGUCCGUCACCCUGGAGCAGUGCACAGUCCUGCAGUUAGAGCACAUGAUGGCGCCACAGAUAUUCACCAACGCACUGGACUGUAUGCGAAGUGAAGGCUGUCGUCGUGAGAACACGAUGAAGAACAUCGGAUCCCGCAAGUACGCUUUCCACUCCUUACAGCUUAUGGCCUUCCCCAAGAAUUACCGACCCCCCGAGGGGACCUAUGGAAACGUGCAGACAUAGUGCACGCAGGGCACUGUGGGGUGGUAUGCCAUGGAGAACAAAGUUAGCCUAGUAGCUAUGAAAAAAAUCAAUCAAAAAUACCCUGAAAAUGCAAUUAUGAACUUCUUACUACAUGCAAUGUAAAGUCCAUACAUGUUGUACACUAGCUAUAACAUUAUACAGAUUAAAAGGUAACGUUCACUUCAUCAUCAGGCUAACAUUUGUCUACAUUAUGUCAUAUUUCACAUGUCUGUAACAAAGAUCAUUAAGCUUAGGGUUGGGCUUCAGCAUCUCAAACUAUUACUACUGACGCUACAGCUAAUGAUUACCCAAGAAUGAAGGAGACAGGUUGUAAACAUCCACUAGCUGUGGGGCCAUUUGAAUCCAAAAGAAUUCAACAGAAUGGGUAAUACCAUAGGUAAAAAAAAAUUAAAGUAGAAACUCUUGGUUCAUCCUGUUGGAGAAGAGGUAUCUUACAUGUAGGUUAAAUACCAACGAAGCUACUACACGCAUUGCUUUAUUACAGACCAUUUGUACAGGUUGAAUACACCCAGCUUGCAAGUUGGACUGUUGAGUAUAUGGAUCCGUUGUUGACAGUUUUAACCUUGAAUUUAGUAUAGCUGUCCUUACACCCAAAGAGAAAAUACUAGUAUACAAUCACUGCUUCUCAUGUCGUCAUUAAUGAUCAUUAAAAGGAAACAUUCUGAAGUAGGAUUCAUCAUGUGACAAUGUUGUAAACCAUCAUUAUGUCAGGCACAUGUAGACUAACUCUCAUGACAUGUGUAACAUUGUUAUCACAUCUUGUCUAAACAUUCACCAGAUAGUACUAUAAUGUACAAAUAACAAUCAUACUCAUACGGUAGUAGAUAUACAUGUAUAGCAAGCAUGGACAGACACAGUACUUUAGAAAUCUAGUAUUAGCAAAUAAGAAACCUCAAAAUCAAGAGUUCAUAAUGCCAAUAAAUGUGUAGUUAGCAUAAUGUAGAAUAAGAUCCAUGUAUAGGCUUAUCUAAGAGCUUUUGUAUACAUGUAUGUGAUGUAAAACUGUGUACAGUGUGUAUAACCUAGCGGAAGUCGAGCAUUGGGGCAAUAUUGUUGAAAACUGCAUGGAAUUGCACCACUUUGCAUCUUUCCAUUGCAUGUUUUGGACCUUGCUUUGAUUAGGACUGUUUUUAUUACAGUUUCUUGAAACAUUCAACGUGAAUUUAGAUUAGAAUCAAAAUUAAGUAUUCUACACUCCUUUUUGUUUUCAAAUGAAAUAUAUCUUACAAAAAAAGUAUGAUUCAUCUGUCCUAGUCCAGACAGGGUCCUUAGAAUUCAUCCUUAGAUGAACAGCUUAAUUGUAAGAUAAUAUUUUAGACUGUGGAAAUUGCCGUGUUGUGAGUUGAAAGCGAGCUGUUCCUUGUGUCUGUGUUGGUGAGGCUGUGUCCUUCUCCAUCCACAGUGUGGUUUCCGUGACGAUGGCACUAGAGCAUCCCAGAGACGCCUUACACACGUGUGUUCGGUCCCUCCUCUGGUACUACUUGCAUUCCUUUGUAUAGCCAUGGUGAGUUUAUCAGGUAUAGCAUAGAACAAAGAAACAAAAAUUGAGUUAUCACGUACAAUAAAUAUUGUAACUAUUUCUUAUACAUUUACCUCCCAUUUGGAGUGUUAUAAAAUCAUUUUUACCCGACAAUGCCUUAAGUUAUCAAUUUGUCUUUUAGCACAAAUUCAGUUUUUAUAAUAAGGGUUUUUAUUUUUGUUACUUUCUACUUUUGGGGGAUUUGUUAUGCUUUUAAUUAUGCAGUGUCAUUUUUAGUUAAUUCAAGACAGUUGUGUGCAUGAAAGGGCUUGUGACAAUGUGAUGUUUACUGACUGUACAGUUGCAAUACAUGUAAUAGCAAUCAUUACAGACAUGAUAGACACAGUGUAAUUGAGCUCUGGUCUCUGAAAAGGUGGAUCCUUUACCAUUGGAUGUGUAUUCCUAGUUGCAAAAGAAUAGAAUAUGAUGUGAAAAUGCUGGGACCAUGUAACUUUUUAUCAUUGGUACAUGUACAAAAAAUGCCAUGACUUGUUAUAUUGUUUGUGUCAUCUAUAAUUGUUGAAGCAUUUGAGCAAUUAAGUCCAAUGCCAGGCAAUCAAAUUUGUGCUAUUUUAAUUGCAUGAUAUUGUACUUGGAAAAAACAGGAGACAUUUGUAUUGUAGCACAUAUUCAUACGAAGAAGGAUCUGAGCAAUUUUAGGAGCUGAAAUUUUGGCUUCACCUUAUGGGCAGAGGCUUUUUGUAACGAGACUACUGGUAGAUUACUGAGAAAUGCAGCAAAGCAGGUCGGGUGGUUAAAAAUGAGAGAACUGAGAGGGGAUUAGCAGGAAGGAAGGAAUGUAUGAUUGAUUGGAAAUACUCAGAGGGGAAAGGAUGGGCCAGAAAUUCAACCUACACCCAGAUACCUAACUGUGUAACCAAUGCACCAGAGGUCCGUCUAAUUCUAGGGAGAGGGUUGAGCUGUAUGGAGCUGAUUCAGAUAUAUCUGACAGUUAGUCAGAAAUAUAGCUCGUAUUGUUAAACUUUUAUUCUUAGACAAAUAUAGAUUAUAUUGAGCCUGAUUGAUAUACAUGUGACUGUACGCAUACUGAGUUGUUUUAAAAAUGAAACAACAAAAUUGUUGUCUCUGCCCAUCAAUGUUUGUUUUUCUAAGUAUGGUUGAAAUAUGUUGUUGCCGCUAAACUAUGACGUGAACAUUUUUGCGUGCAGGUAGCUUAGUGACUCAAUGUAUUUUGUUAUGGUCCUAUCAAUGUUGUCAUUUUUAAAAAGUGUUGCCUUUUCCCACCCUUUGCAAUCAAACUGUUGUAUGAAUAACAUUAUAAAUGUUACAGUACGUUUAUAUCAGGCUAUGUUGUCUUUAGUCAGUAUUUAUUCGUUAUAUAUGAUUACUGCAUGUAAGGUUAAAAUUUUAGAAUGGAAUGGAUUAAUAUAUUUUUUAUCUUACAAUCACUUACAUGUUUUGCAUGUUACAUGGUGAAUUUAUUAUUGUGCAAUAUAUCUUUGUCCAAUCAAUGGUGAUAUGUAUCAAUCUGGGAGACACCAUGUAUCUUUAUGUCCAUCUUUAAGCUUCAAUAAGAAAUAAAACAAGCAUUCAUCGAGACUUGGAA